AUGGGGCACCGGGCUACCCACAGACCCCAACCCCCUCACCCCCACGCAUCCCUCGCGUUCCCGGCCUCCCGUCCCUUCUCCUUCGCCACCACCAUCACCACCAGCUCUCAUCGCCGUCCUCGAGCAGUCCCAUCAAUCCGUCCGAGUCGUAGAAAAAAGGGCUCAUCUUCGCAGCUCCCCACCUUCUCUCUGUCGCCUUUCACCCGAACACUGGUCCCUCCUUUCGACACCCCCGCCUCCUCUUCUUGCAUCCUAUCCCGCCCUCACUGCCUCGCUCCGACCUUCGCCAUGUCUUCGCAGCAGCAACCCUCCCUCGCAGCAACAGCAGCAGCAGCAGCUUCUUCCAAUGCCUCCCCCGCCGCAGCAGCAGCAUCCAACCACGCAGCCAACGGCGGCGCCCACUCGGCCCCGCUCAAGAGCGCCAUCGUACGCAGCGUCCUGAGCGGCGACACCGUCAUCAUCCGUCCAAAGGGCGUAAACACCCCCGGAAAGGAGGAGACGGUCCACAUCGCAGGCAUCGCAGCCCCCCGCCUCGGCUCUCGCGAGCGCGAAGACGACCCGCAGGCCUUUGCGUCGCGCGAGUACCUCCGCUCCCUCGUCGUCGGCCGCGAGAUCCGCUACCGCAUCGAGUACACCGUCCCCGCACCCGCAGCCAUCUCCGGCAACACCAUCUCCCAGCCUCGCCAGUUUGCCCACGUCUACCUCCCUCCCAAGGCGCCCGGACAGCCCGACACCAACGUGGCCCACGAGAUCCUCGCCGCGGGCUGGGCAAAGGUGCACGACUCGGCGACCAAGCGCCCCAACGCCGGCCCCUCGGACGAGGACGAGGAGGGCGGCUGGAAGCAGCGCCUCCGCGCCGUCCAGGAGGAGGCCUCGGCCGCCGCCGUCGGCCUCUGGGGCCCCGACGAGCUGCUCAAGGUGGACCACUCGAUGCCCGAGGACACCGCCGCCUUCCUGGCCGAGUGGAAGGGCAAGCCGAUCGAGUCAAUCGUCGAGCAGGUCCGCGACGGCAGCAUGCUCCGAGUCCGCCUCCUCCUCAGCUCCAACCACCACCAGAUCAUCAACCUCAGCCUCGCCGGCAUCAAGUGCCCCCGCGUCGCCGGCGGCGGCGGCGGCAGCCCUUCGGACGCCAGCGAGCCCUAUGGCGAGGAGGCCAAGUUCUUCGUCGAGAGUCGCCUCCUCCAGCGCAACAUCAAGGUCACCCUCCUCUCGGUGCCCCAGCCCGUCGCUGCCCCGACCCCGUUUUCGGCAACCGCCUCGACUGCCUCCUCGUCCGCCGCGCCCGCUCCGGCCCCGACUGCCACCGUGCUGAUUGGCAUGGCCCUCCACCCCGUCGGCGACAUUGCCCAGUUCCUGCUCGCCGCCGGCCUCGCCCGCUGCAUCGACUGGCACGCCGGCAUGCUCGCCCCGCACGGCGGCAUGGAAAAGUACCGCACCGCCGAGCGCAGCGCCAAGGACAAGCAGCUCAACCUCUGGAAGUCGUACAAGCCCGCCGCCUCGUCGGCCACGGCGCUCUCGGCCCAGCCGGUGGCCGCGCGCACGUUUGACGCCGUCGUCUCGCGCAUCAUCUCUGGCGACACGAUCCAGGUGCGCCGGGUGGACAAGGACGGCUCCCUGGCGCCAGAGCGUCGGAUCCAGCUCUCCUCGAUCCGCCAGCCGGCCGUCAAGGAUGCCAAGCAGGCUGGCUACGCCGCCGAAGCGCGAGAGUUCCUACGCAAGCGCCUCGUCGGCAAGACGGUCUCGGUGCAGAUGGACUACGUCAAGCCCAAGGAGGGCAACUUUGACGAGCGCGAGUACGCCACGGUCCGGUCCGGUGGCAAGGACGUCGACGUCGGCGAGCUGCUCAUCGCGCGCGGCCUUGCCACCGUCAUGCGCCACAAGCGCGACGACGAAGAUCGCUCUCCCGGGUUCGACAAGCUGAUGGAGGCCGAAGCCAAGGCCAUGGCCGAGUCAAAGGGCCUCCACUCGGGCAAGGAGCUCGCCGCGCCGCGCCUCGCCGAUGCGUCCGAGAGCGCGACCAAGGCCAACGCCUUCCUGCCCGGCAUGAAGCGCGCCGGCCGCCUCCAGGCCACGGUCGACUUUGUCGCCUCGGCGUCGAGGUUCAAGCUGAUUGUGCCGCGCGAAAACGCGCGUAUCACCUUUGUCCUUGCCGGCAUCCGCGCGCCCAGGACGGCGAGGAACGCGUCGGAAAAGGACGAGCCGUUCGGCCGCGAGGGGCUCGAUUUUACGACGAUGCGAGCGCUGCAGCGCGACGUCGAGAUCGAGGUCUACUCGACGGACAAGGCGGGCGGCUUCAUCGGCGCCAUGUUCCUCAACAAGACCGACAACUUUGCCGCCUCGCUCGUCGAGCAGGGCCUCGCCAACGUGCACGGCUACUCUGCCGAAUCGACGCCCUUCUACCAGCUGCUGGCCGAUGCCGAAGCCAAGGCGCAGCGCGAGGGCAAGGGGAUGUGGAAGGACUACAACGCCGCGGCCGAGGGCGACGGCCCCGACUCCGGAUUCCCCGCCGCCGCUGGCGCUGCUGCUGCGACGGGCGCCGGUGUCUCGGGCCCUCUCAACGGCACAUCGGCAGGUGCCAAGCCGGCGUGGAAGCUGGGAGGCGCUGGCAAGCCGGCCUCGGGUGGCGCUGCCGCCGCCGCCUCCAACGAGCCCGCACCGGCACGGGCUGACUAUGUCGACUGCAUCAUCUCGGACGUGCGCGGUGGGCUGGACGACGUCGACCCGCGCACCGCGUCGACGAACUCGGGCGCCGAGCCGUUCGGCUUCUCGCUGCAGGUGCUGGGCGACCAGAUCGACGAGCUGGAGAAGAUGAUGUCCGAGUUCGCGCUGCACCACAAGACGCCGUCGGCGCAGGCCUCGGUGGGCUUUUUCCCGCGCGCCGGCGACCUCGUCAGCGCCAAGUUUUCGCAGGACGGGCAGUGGUACCGCGCCCAGGUCAAGCGUUCCUCGACGGGCGCCAAGACGGCCGAGGUCGUGUUUGUCGACUACGGCAACAAGGAGACGGUGUCGUUCCGCGACCUGCGGCCGCUCGACGCCGCCCGGUUCGGACGGAGCCGGCUGGCGCCGCAGGCCAGGGAGGCGCGGCUGUCGUUUGUGCGCCUGUUUGACGGCAAGCAGAAGGAGUACGUCUACGAGGCCAUUGACCGCUUCCGCGCCACGGCAGGCGACGGCCGCAAGCUGGUGGCCAACAUCGACUUUGUCGAGCCGGGCACCGGCCUGCUGCACGUCACGCUGUGGGACGCCAGCAGCACGCAGCAGGGCGUCGAGAUGGAGAGGCAGAGCGUCAACGUCGAGCUCACCGAGGCCGGCUGCGCCCUCCUCGACGAAAAGGUCAGGUACUGGGCCAGCUACCCCAAGAUGACCAAGGCGCUCCGAGAGGCCAUCGAGGGCGCCAAGAAGAGGAGGGAGGGCUGCUUCGAGUACGGCGACCCCACCGAGGACUAG
Messenger RNA from Pseudozyma flocculosa PF-1, 3444 nucleotides. RefSeq lists its product as uncharacterized. Lineage: Eukaryota; Fungi; Basidiomycota; Ustilaginomycetes; Ustilaginales; Ustilaginaceae. Gene Ontology annotation, molecular function: RNA binding; nuclease activity. Bases 1 to 3444 code for a protein of 1147 amino acids. The record is from RefSeq and is a predicted model, not a curated record. The transcript has a single exon. Gene Ontology annotation, cellular component: cytosol; nucleus. Gene Ontology annotation, biological process: mRNA catabolic process.